AUGGGUUGCACCAUGUCACAGGAAGAGCGGGCGGCUCUCGAACGUUCCCGAAUGAUCGAGAAAAACCUCAAAGAGGAUGGCAUGCAAGCGGCUAAGGAUAUUAAACUGCUGUUGUUGGGUGCUGGAGAGUCAGGAAAAUCGACUAUAGUGAAACAAAUGAAAAUCAUUCACGAAUCCGGAUUCACAGCUGAAGACUAUAAACAGUAUAAACCAGUUGUCUACAGUAAUACAGUACAGUCACUAGUCGCUAUUCUACGGGCUAUGGCCAAUCUUUCAGUACCAUUUGGUGCAUCAGAACGAGAGGUCGAUGCCAAACUUGUUAUGGAUGUGGUCGCCCGAAUGGAAGACACUGAACCGUUCAGUGAAGAAUUAUUGUCAGCAAUGAAAAGGCUAUGGGCAGAUAGCGGUGUACAAGAAUGUUUCGCCCGAAGCAACGAAUAUCAACUUAACGAUUCUGCCAAAUAUUUCCUAGAUGAUCUAGAGCGAUUAGGUGAAGCAAGUUAUCAACCAACUGAGCAGGAUAUACUGCGUACUCGUGUAAAAACUACUGGUAUCGUGGAAGUCCAUUUCACCUUCAAAAACCUCAAUUUCAAGUUAUUCGAUGUCGGCGGUCAACGGUCAGAACGAAAAAAAUGGAUUCAUUGUUUUGAGGAUGUGACGGCGAUAAUUUUCUGUGUUGCUAUGUCCGAGUACGAUCAAGUUCUACAUGAAGAUGAAACCACGAAUCGAAUGCACGAGUCAUUGAAAUUGUUCGACUCAAUUUGUAACAAUAAAUGGUUCACGGAUACGUCUAUUAUCCUGUUUUUGAAUAAGAAGGAUCUCUUUGAGGAGAAAAUCAAGAAAAGUCCACUUACGAUUUGUUUCCCGGAAUACUCAGGUCGACAAGAUUAUCACGAAGCUUCGGCAUAUAUUCAAGCACAAUUUGAGGCAAAGAAUAAGUCAGCAAAUAAGGAGAUCUACUGUCACAUGACGUGUGCCACGGACACAACAAACAUUCAAUUCGUGUUCGAUGCGGUUACGGACGUGAUUAUCGCGAAUAAUCUACGCGGUUGUGGUCUAUACUAG
Molecule: messenger RNA, 1065 nt
Organism: Necator americanus (New World hookworm)
Lineage: Eukaryota; Metazoa; Nematoda; Chromadorea; Rhabditida; Ancylostomatidae
Exons: 10
Coding region: 1-1065 (354 amino acids)
Biological process (GO): adenylate cyclase-modulating G protein-coupled receptor signaling pathway
Cellular component (GO): heterotrimeric G-protein complex
Molecular function (GO): GTPase activity; G protein-coupled receptor binding; GTP binding
Source: RefSeq, a predicted model, not a curated record